Saccostrea echinata is the source of this 815-nucleotide messenger RNA. RefSeq lists its product as uncharacterized. The record is from RefSeq and is a predicted model, not a curated record. NCBI's taxonomy places the organism in Eukaryota, Metazoa, Mollusca, Bivalvia, Ostreida, Ostreidae. Bases 19 to 813 code for a protein of 264 amino acids. The transcript has a single exon. Gene Ontology annotation, biological process: xanthophyll cycle. Gene Ontology annotation, molecular function: violaxanthin de-epoxidase activity.
CCUCUCUGGAAGGCUAACAUGAAGUCGACAAUUAUUUUGUGCGUUUUUCUGUUUCUGGAAUACGUACAGUGUUCAAAUCCUAAUGUGCUUUGCAUCAUUAAGAACUGUGCAAAACAAUCUGCGGAGUGCAUAGCAGAUGAGGGGUGCAGAUCAGCAAUGAUGUGUAUAACAGGGUGUGCCACCAAUAACCAGACCUGUCUGUUUGACUGCAUUUAUUCCUAUGAAGAUGAUGUCUUUGACGCGUUUAUGAAAUGUGCCUCGACCGACCAUCAGUGUAUAACUAACGACCCACCGAAUCCCCCCGUGGUUUGCCACCCUCCCCAAAAAGUGGAAUCGAGCUUCACGAUAGACCAGUUAAAUGGGUCAUGGUACAUUGUCAAAGGGCUUAAUCCUCUCUAUGACUGUUUCGAUUGCCAAAUAACCACCUUCAGUCCAAGACUGGAUAGUAAGACAGUGUUCGAUGUUUUUGAAAAGUUUGAUGUUAAGACGGUUAAAGGCGGAGUUAGACAUCGAUCGGUUAAUGAAACUGUUGCCCAGGUUUCCGGUGGUAUUUUCAAUUACACCAGCAUGAUGAUGGGACAAAAUACGCAUGCUCAAUGGCGAAUAGUACAUGUUGGCACCGGGAAAGCUUUUCUUUUGGCUUACUAUUGCGGAUCUAUCUCGGCUAAUUACUUCUAUGAAGGAGCGGUAGUGUAUUCACGGGCCCCAACCUUGACAACAAAUCAACUCGUGGAACUAGUUGAUACAUUUAAAGACCUUGGAUGGGAUUAUUCCAAGUAUUGCACUCCAAAUACACUGAAAUGUAGCAUUUGAAU